AUGAUCGGGCCACCAGUAAACCUACCAAAGUGGCUCGAGGAGAACUCGCACCUCCUCAAGCCGCCCAUCAACAACUACUGCGUCUACAACGGCGACUUCACCGUCAUGAUCGUGGGCGGCCCCAACGCCCGCACCGACUACCACAUCAACACCACCCCCGAAUGGUUCUACCAGCACCGGGGCGCCAUGACGCUCAAGAUCGUCGACCCCACCGAAGGCAACAACACCUUCCGCGACAUCGUCAUCCGCGAGGGCGACAUGUUCCUGCUGCCCGCCAACACGCCGCACAACCCGGUGCGCUUCGCCGACACCGUGGGCAUCGUGCUCGAGCAGAAGCGCCCCGCGGGCUCCCUGGAUCGCAUGCGUUGGUAUUGCCAGAGGGAGGGGUGUGGUGCGGUGGUCAAGGAGGCGGCGUUUCAUUGUACGGAUCUGGGCACGCAGAUCAAGGAGGCCGUGGAGGCGUUUAAGGCGGAUGAGGAGGGGAGGAGGUGUAAGCAGUGUGGGGAGGUGGCCGAGUGGUGUCCGAAGCCGGGGUCGAUUAGGGAUCCGAAUUUGGAGUGA
Chaetomium globosum CBS 148.51 is the source of this 561-nucleotide messenger RNA. RefSeq lists its product as uncharacterized. NCBI's taxonomy places the organism in Eukaryota, Fungi, Ascomycota, Sordariomycetes, Sordariales, Chaetomiaceae. The record is from RefSeq and is a predicted model, not a curated record. Gene Ontology annotation, biological process: 'de novo' NAD+ biosynthetic process from L-tryptophan; quinolinate metabolic process. The coding region runs from base 1 to 561 and encodes 186 amino acids. The transcript is spliced from 2 exons. Gene Ontology annotation, cellular component: cytoplasm. Gene Ontology annotation, molecular function: 3-hydroxyanthranilate 3,4-dioxygenase activity; iron ion binding.